This is a messenger RNA of Erythranthe guttata (spotted monkey flower), 1956 nucleotides long. Lineage: Eukaryota; Viridiplantae; Streptophyta; Magnoliopsida; Lamiales; Phrymaceae. The record is from RefSeq and is a predicted model, not a curated record.
AAUUCACGCACACAGACAAUUGAUUACAAUACACAUACGUAUACAAUACAUACAAAAACAUAUAUAUAUCUAUCGAUAUUUGUACGUAUGUGUGCCGGUAAUUGCAUAAGAUUUACAGUACAUAUAGCCGUUAUAUUUCUUAGAGUAUAAGGAAAGGCGAAAAAAGGGGGAGAAAAAAAGGUGGUUUUCGAUUGAAGGAAAUGCCGCCGGCGGGGAUUCUGGUGGUGUCGGUGGUGUCGGUGGUGUCGGCGGCUCUGCUAUUGACGGUGGCGGUCGGCGUAUUGGUCGGCGGCGAAGGGAGGAACGUGAUGCUCGCUCUGGAGAGGGCGAGUCACGAUGGAAUGGGGGUGAGUCAACUCAGGGACCGUGACCGCGUUAGGCACGGUAGAUUCCUGCAGCAGCAGCAACCUUUGGGGGUUGUUGAUUUCCCUGUACAAGGCACCUAUGAUCCUUACCUUGUUGGGCUAUACUUUACAAGAGUGAAAUUGGGGACUCCACCAAAAGAAUUCUAUGUACAGAUAGAUACCGGUAGUGAUGUGCUAUGGGUUGGCUGCAAUCCUUGUAGUGGUUGCCCCACGUCCAGUGGUCUCCAAUUGGAGCUCGAGUUUUUCGAUCCUGCCAGCUCAUCCACAGCUUCUCCAAUCUCAUGUUCCGACCGAAGAUGUGCUUUGGGAGCAGAAUCGUCCGAUUCUGGCUGUUCGGAUCAGAAUCAGUGUGGAUACACAUUUCAGUAUGGUGAUGGAAGUGGGACAUCAGGAAAUUAUAUAGAGGAUUCAAUUUAUUUCGAUUCAAUCGUCGGGAAUUCACUGAGUUCGAAUAAUUCAGCACCCGUUGUUUUUGGUUGUAGCACAUCACAGUCUGGGGAUCUGACAAAGCCAGACAGGGCAGUUGAUGGUAUAUUUGGAUUCGGACAACAAGGAUUAUCUGUUAUUUCGCAGCUUUCGUCGCAGGGAAUCACCCCAAAUGCUUUUUCUCAUUGUUUGAAAGGAGAAAGUGGUGGUGGUGGAAUAUUGGUGCUCGGUCAGAUAGUCGAGCCAAAUAUGGUGUACACUCCGCUCGUUCCAUCGCAGCCACAUUACAAUGUAAAUCUACAAAGUAUUGCUGUUAAUGGGCAGACAUUAAACAUCGAUCCAUCAGUAUUUGCAACGUCAAACAACCAAGGAACAAUAAUUGACUCCGGAACAACAUUGGCAUACUUUGCGGAAGAGGCUUAUGAUCCUUUUGUUACUGCUAUUACGGAAACUGUUUCACAAUCUGUUCGUCCGAUACUUGUCAAGGGAAACCAGUGUUAUCUAACAACCUCCAGUAUCUUAGACGUUUUCCCUCCAGUAAGUUUAAACUUUGCCGGUGGUGCAUCAAUGUUAUUGAGGCCCCAAGAUUAUCUUUUGCAACAGAAUUCUGUGGGCGGUGCUGCAGUAUGGUGCAUCGGCAUUCAGAAAAUUCAGGGUCAAGGAAUUACAAUUUUAGGAGACCUUGUUCUGAAAGAUAAGAUUGUCGUCUACGAUUUAUCCAACCAACAGAUCGGAUGGGUGAAUUACGACUGUUCGUUGUCUGUGAAUGUCUCUGCGACAACUGGUACAGGUAAAACCGAAUAUUUCAACGCGGGGCAACUCGAUAAUAACAGUUCGAUACAUAACAAAGUUUACAAUUUACUAAUACCAAACACCAUUAUAGCUUUCUUGUUGCAUAUAGUAUUCUUUGGUGUUCUUACAUUCUUGUAAUAUAUCCAUUUAUAGAAUCAUAUAUAUGUUUUUUUUCCUUUAUUUUUUUUUUGGGUAGAUUUUUCCUUUUUUUCUUUUAGUUCCCUGUUAUUUUAGCCAUCCAGCUGCGUUUGUUGUAUAAUACUUAGAUAUUAGUUGGUCAUUCGACACAAAAUUUCAUAGAGGAUUACGUUACGGGACUAAUGUCGUGUAUUUUACGAAGGUGAAAAUCGGAUGGAAUGACGUCCUCGUAAAA